AUGCCCCGUGCUGCACAUGAGAUUAUUCAAGAUCUACGCCAACAAAAUAGUGCAAUAAAGCGAAAGCAUGCUAUCCCAGAGUUCGCAAAAGCCUUACGUCGUGAUAGCUUCCAGACAACAUGGGAUGCUGUUGGAGCGGCGCCUGGGCUGGUUAGCUUGAUGAAUGAGCUCAGCAUUCGAGAUCUUCGCCAGUUGUGCAAACGCUUAGGAAUGACAGCUUCAGCCCGACAAGCACGGCCCCAGAGGCGUACAGCUCUUGGCAAGCUUGUUAUCAUACUAUUCGAGGGGAACAAAGAUGGCAGACCUUUAAACCGCUUCUACCAGGAUAUCGUCCCCGCUUGUGACCUCGAUAUUAUACAGAGGUUCGAACAGCCGUGGACUCUGUCACAGCAGAAGUAUUUGUUAGCAGGUCAACGAGAGCACAACGAGACCAAGUUUAUGGAAGAGCUAUCCUCGAAGGACCUUGUACUUGCCCAACACAUAUCCCUUUUCCGCGGCAACAUCCCUCUCACGGAAAGGAUAUUGACAACAAUCCUCACGAGCAAAAGGUGCCCUCCGGAUUUGAUCGAUAAAUUAGUUAUGCCCUCCCUCAAGCGCCUCCUCAAGAGCCGCUAUGAUGAUAAGACGCGAAACCGAUAUCUUGACCUCGUCCUCCAAGUUGUCCGAAAACACCAAAUUGCUGAGCAACUUUCUCUCGAAAAAGGUGGACUUGUUCAGUACAUAGUCGACCGAUGGUGUAAUGGGCCAUCCGGUGAGAGCGAGCAACUGAAAUUUUGUUUGGGGCAAGCGAUUGAGUUGCUCCCGUCUACACCAAAGUCAAGAGCAAACUACUUUGAGCGUCUGCAACAGGCGAUUUGUAUUUCUGAGAGAUUAAGCUAUGAAGGGCGAUAUGAACUUUUUCGCUUGCUUCUUUUGCAUAUGAAGGAUUACCAGGUUGAUAUUGAGAGCAACUCAGAGCAUGACCUCGUUCGCCUAAGGCAAUUUUCCCGGUGGCCGUCUUCGCUUUUCUUCUCAGUAAGCUAUCGAAUGUCUCUUCACCUCUUUGAGAAGUUGGACCAAUUGUUCCCGCAGAGAGACUUCUUGGGUGUAGCAACACAGGGAACAACAGUCUUGCGUCAGUCUCAAGGCCGAAUCAAGCAUAGUCCUCAUGGAGACGUGGAGGUCGUGAAAGCUUUAUUGAUCCGGAGGUCAAAGACACAAGAUGAACACCCAGGUUGGCUUCAGCAUGUCACUGAUCUAGUCAAGGAGAGGAAGACAAAGGCGCAGCAAUCGCGGGAAGCUGUGGAGCGAGCAUAUUGGGCGAUAAGUACAGUGCACUUAUGCGUAGCUGCGGGUGAUUUACUAGCCCUCAAAGAAACUAUUGUGUGGUCGCGACGUUUCAUCAAAGAUUCCGCAGUCAGUUAUCGUCUCUUUAGCAGCGAUGUCUUCAAGACACAGGAGAUAGAGGAUCUUUUGGGUGCUAUGCCAAACGGGAACGUCGAAUCGCCCGAGGCUGCUGUGGCUUUCGCUUCCUCUCCAAAGAAAAAAGACAUGGAGCUCGCAAACCAAAGUCUCAUUGAGCUGGUCACGAUCACAACUAUGGCUGCUAGCGAGCCAGGGUUCCAGGCUGAGAACUGGCGUUGGUUAUUUAACCUUAUCCGAUCCACAAUUGAUAGGCGUACCAGCAAGCUCGAUGUCUUGUUCAAUAGCCUCUCAAAGUGCACUGAUUCUGAUCGUGAGCAAUGUCAGAGAGAGAUGUUGGAGAUUGUCUGGAAACCAACAAUCGAUACUUUCAUUCAGAUCCAGGCUGCCCUGGAAGCAACCCAUGGCUCACUCUACGAUACUCUAGUGCCUGUCUCAUGCAGAGAUUCUAUCAAAGGCAUAUACCUCUACCAGCGUCUUGCCAACACUUCUAUUCCAACUCAUCUCCUCGCAGAGCUGACGCGCUUCCUAAUCGAUCAGAUGAGAGCGUGGCUAGGGUCUAGAGGUCUACAAGCGCAGAUGCAUAGCGUUGUCUCUGCGAUCGAUCAUCUAGCAUCGAGCGAACCGCAGCUUGCAUGCCCUUUCAUACGCGACUUGAUCUUGGACGAUGAUUUAAAAGAAGCCUCUUCGUGGCAUCGUCAACUCAUGAGUCAUAGGUUUCUCUCGGUUCUUCCUGCAAGAAAAGCAGAGGAAUUUCUGCGAACGAUGGCUAGCGCCAUGAUAGAAAGGAUGAGAGAGCAGAAUCAAAAUUUCGAGUCCAAAGAAGCGGGCACGGAUACUCCUACUGAGAAAAAAUCUGGGCCGAUCAAAGUCACUACUGUGAAAAUGCUUGCCCAGCUUUUGCAACAUAAAAUAUUCGUUGAUCCUUCUUCGUCUUGCGAGAUACUUAUUGGCUUUCUUUCUGAGACACAGCAUAUCGACAUCCGUGUCGCCAUCACAGCAAGCCUUUUGGAUACAAUGGAGGAGCCAGAUUGCCCUCCCAACAUACGGAAACAGAUACUCUCCGCUCUCGAGGAGUAUGUUGUACCGGUAGCUUCUCAACUCAACGAAAGACGUGGCAUUACCGAAUCCGAUUGGACCGCGGCCUCCGAAGGCGGCGUUGACCUACCCAUCGUUGGGGAGGAUACUCCUUUACUCGACCUAUUGAUCGAGAAAGCUCAACUUUCAAAGCUAGAGGAAGCUGCCAGGUUACGGAUUACCCAGCUUAUCGUGGCUGCUUUAGAGCAGUCAGCUGUGGCUAACACACGUUAUUUGAACUUGUUCAUGACGAAAAACAAUUUCUCCCUGGAUUCUCUGCCCGGAAUACCAGUUCAUCUAGCUCCACUUUCCAAGGCAUUUAUUCAUCUGAUGCCGUACAUUCCAGCUCGCCUUUACAGAAUGGUAGAAGUAGCCAUGUUCACUUAUAUCGAGCCAUCAUCUGGGAUAAAAGCUAUCAGUAAGGCCAUUCAGGAAGAUCGCGAAUUGGUCAACUCAAACUCAGGCAAACACUGGCUUUCGCAAUUCGCAAGUGGCAGCCUGGAACCCAACAAGCAUAACAUCCGGUUUGUGCUCAUCCAUGCACCUCGUUUAAUCCAGCAAGGCCCAGAACAGCUCGAUUCCACAUUGGCCAGCAACGGAGUUAAUCGAACAUUGUUAUUGCAGCUUAUUAAUGGCUGCGUCCAAAGGUUGUUAAAGGUUGAUAGAGCUGGCGAAAUAGUCAGCAUUGUCAGGAGAAUGUCUAGUGAUAGAUCAAAGAGCCGUGAGGAUUGGAGGAACUGGCACAAGAAUUGUUUGCCUGUGAUUGAAGCAAUCAUUCUACAGACAAAGGAAGCUCAAGCACGCUGCCAGUUUAUUCUAAGUGUACAAGCUCUGCCACUCCCUCUACCCGACGCAACGGAGGAAGAAGACAAUGCAUUCAUCGAGAAGCUCUACGGGGUUAUCACGGAUCUGGCAAUACGCCAGAAUUACCCAUAUCAUACCGAUUUAGGAACACUCAAGCAGGAGAUCGAUUACUGGCCUCUGGCACAGUGCUUUGCACGAUUGGCGCUCAAAUUAGCAGCAGUUCGCGACUACGGUCUGGAAUCGACGGAUGAGCCUAGUCUUGCGGACUAUCUACGAUGGGAAAUCGUGGCACAUUUGCUCACCAAAGCUACCGGUCCCCAAACAGUCGCAGUGGAAGUGAGACGAUUGUUGGAGGAGUGGUCGAGAUCUAUCGACAAGAUGAUCAAUGCUAUGGGUAUGGACUUGACAAGGACAAUUCAACACAGAGAUUGGUUAGUUACGAAGUAG
Messenger RNA from Fusarium venenatum, 3729 nucleotides. RefSeq lists its product as uncharacterized. Lineage: Eukaryota; Fungi; Ascomycota; Sordariomycetes; Hypocreales; Nectriaceae. The record is from RefSeq and is a predicted model, not a curated record.